AUGGCCGAUUUAUCAUUGUUGAUGUCAGCAAACUCUACGGAUGAGGUUGAACGAUUCGUAGCUGCAGGAGCCGACAUUUAUGGCACAAAUAUCAGCGGGGAGACAUUGUUGCAUCUGGCCGUUAAAGCUGGAAAUACUGAAUUUGUAAACUUGUUUAUUGCGUACGGAUUGUCUGUAAAUGCCAGAACACCAUAUGGACAUACGCCAUUAACGUAUGCAGUUCAAGGCGGAUUCGUCGAAAUUAUGGAUCGUCUUAUAGAUUUCGGUGCUGAUUACAAGAUAAUGAACCCUAUUGAUCAAAAUAUAGUUCACUUGGCAGUGGCAAAAAACCAAACAGAAGCAUGCAGGCGGUUGGUCACUCUGGAUAUCAAUCUUAACCAAAAGGACCGGAACGGAAUCUCUCCAUUACACUCAGCAGCGGGAAGAAACUACU
Molecule: messenger RNA, 433 nt
Organism: Dendroctonus ponderosae (mountain pine beetle)
Lineage: Eukaryota; Metazoa; Arthropoda; Insecta; Coleoptera; Curculionidae
Product: ankyrin repeat domain-containing protein 1-like
Exons: 1
Molecular function (GO): protein binding
Source: RefSeq, a predicted model, not a curated record